AUGUAUGCUGUAAUGUACGGUGUCAUGUAUGCUGUAAUGUGUAGUGCCAUGUAUGCUGUAAUGUACACUGUAAUGUAUGGUGUAAUGUAUGGGGUCAUGUAUGCUGUAAUGUAUGGUGUCAUGUAUGCUGUAAUGUAUGGUGUAACGUAUGCUGUAAUGUAUGGUGUAACGUACGCUGUAAUGUAUGGUGUCAUGUAUGCUGUAAUGUACGGUGUCAUGUACGCUGUAAUGUAUGGUGUCAUGUAUGCUGUAAUGUAUGGUGUCAUGUAUGUUGUAAUAUACGGUGUCAUGAAUGCUGUAAUGUACGCUGUAACGUAUGGUGUAAUGUAUGUUGUAAUGUACGCUGUAAUUUAUGGUGUAAUGUAUGCUUUAAUGUGUGGUGAAUGUAUGCUGUAA
Molecule: messenger RNA, 396 nt
Organism: Limulus polyphemus (Atlantic horseshoe crab)
Lineage: Eukaryota; Metazoa; Arthropoda; Merostomata; Xiphosura; Limulidae
Exons: 1
Coding region: 1-396 (131 amino acids)
Source: RefSeq, a predicted model, not a curated record